Messenger RNA from Periconia digitata, 907 nucleotides. Lineage: Eukaryota; Fungi; Ascomycota; Dothideomycetes; Pleosporales; Periconiaceae. The record is from the annotation of a GenBank genome assembly.
UAAAAACCAAUCGUUAUCGAUAUCAACAGUUGAAAUGGCUGAAAACAUCGAACAAAUACGAUUGCUACGACAGAUUGAGGAGUGGAAGACUAGUCUUCACCACACUGCGAGCACGCCUCUUUCCCGCCAGAAUCGAGAACGUUUGAGCGCGUGGCUUCGGAGAUUAUAUACUCCGAAUGGAUCACCGCUGUACUUCUAUGCGCAGGACGACGAGUCAGGUUUCCCCCUGUUCCCGCGGGUACGCGUGAGCGCGGCCAUCGAUGGCCGGACAUUCCAUCCGCAGGUUAUAUCGGACCAUGUGGUUGAUCAGAGUAGGGGCUUUCAGAAUAAGAACCUAACUCAACUGCUCAAGGAUCCAUCUGCUCGAAUUGACUGUCUCGUGUGCGAGCAGCGCGAUCUGUCAAACAAGACGUUUUUCGAAUGUGAGUACGAAACCUGGGUCGAAAAAACCCAAAAGAUCUGGUUCGAGCGUUUGGCAAUCCGCGAAUCGCCUGGGAAGGGCUACUGCCUUUUUGCACGUGAGUCCAUUGCAGCUUGGACUUCGAUAGGCGAGUAUCGUGGCGAGCUGGUGAAAUCGUCCUGGAAGGCCACCGCUAGCGAAUCGGCGUACUGGGCUAACAUCCACUGUGAAGCUCCGCGUAAGAAUAACCGUGGUGGUCAAACUCUUUGCAGAAUUGACGGAUCCAAGAAGGGCAGUCUUAUGCGUUUCGCGUCACACUCCUGCAGCCCUAACGCUCAGCUCGCGAAGGGCCGCGUUGGUUCAGACAGAUACGCAGUAGAGCUGGUCUCUAUGGCCAAUGCGAUUCAGUCUGGCGAGGAGAUCACCAUCGAUUACGGAACGGACUGGUUCGCGGACGGUGAGUACUGUCUCUGUGGCUCUCCAGAUUGCCGAAAGCCUGCAAUCUGA